UAUGCAAAUCUUGUUUCAACUGCUGCACAUAUUACAUGUAUAAUCCUGCUACACUUUGCAUUCCUUUGGCAUGAUUUGGCCUUAUUUCAAGCUGUGCCAAUUCCAUUAGACAAGUUCGCGAGCCGGCGGCAAGAGUGAAAGAGUAAAAGAGUGUAACACAGUGGCAGAGUAAACAACACAAAGCCAAGGCAAGGCUAGACACGGGGGCAAAUAGGGCAAGGGAAAAGGCUGAGGAGGGGAUGAGGUUGCUUUUGUUUUUCAACAAUUGCGAUCUACGCGUAAUUCUGGUGUGAAAAUGAAAAGCAAAAUAUAAACAAAGACGUGAGGCGCAGAUAACGCCAGCUGAUAUGAGUAAAAUGCCACCCACAUACACAUACACAUCCACAUACACACAUGCCACAAACACACAUGCCACGCUGUGUUGUUGGAUGCUUAACUGACAUUGCGCCUAACACUUGCUGACACUGCUCGGUGGAGCUGUGAAGCUGCACGAUGGCUGAUGAUGGCCUGGCCAUCAUCAUAUAAAGAGCCGCAGCAGCCGAAGUGGAAGCACAGUUACGACUACGUUUUGGAUUAAACAACACAUGAAAAUGCAUUUUGUAAAUACCAAAUUCAUCUUGCUGAUCUGCAGCCUGUUUGCUGUCUGCCAAGCCGAGUCCAUCGUCAUCUGCGGCGAUGGCUUAGCCGAUAUGCUGAUGCGCAUCUGCGAGAAUGGCUAUAACACCAGAUUUAAGAGAACAGGCGCUAUUCUGCCGGAUUAUAAUGCCAUCGAUUCGGAGAACAACGCUAAUGCUUUAGACAACUUUGGAGCCUACUCGAGCAUCGACUAUCAAAGACAACCUCUGCUCUAUGCCAUGCUGGGCGAGAGUGCUCGUCAUCAGCUGCUUUCGACCCGACGACGUCGAUUUAACAUUGUCGAAGAGUGCUGCGAUAAACCCUGCACAACUCAAGAGCUCAAGAUGUACUGCCGUUAAACUGCCUCCCAAACAGUCAAAGACCAAAGUUCAUAUAGAAUACUUUGCAUUGGACUUAAUUAAGAUAAUGUUACUAUUGUCACACAGCCAAAUGUGCUAAGAGCUAAUUACGAAAAUAACUAUUUUAAAUAAAUAAAUUAUCCUAACUAUUUUUAGUGGUGGUAUGAAAGAAGUAAGAUACUUGCUACCGAUUUCGAAUAAAAGCAAAACAGUGCAGUGUUAUUCUUUAAAUUUACCAAAUAAAUAAACGUAAAAAUACUAA
Drosophila nasuta is the source of this 1236-nucleotide messenger RNA. RefSeq names its product bombyxin A-2 homolog. The coding region runs from base 585 to 974 and encodes 129 amino acids. The record is from RefSeq and is a predicted model, not a curated record. Gene Ontology annotation, cellular component: extracellular region. Lineage: Eukaryota; Metazoa; Arthropoda; Insecta; Diptera; Drosophilidae. Gene Ontology annotation, molecular function: hormone activity. The transcript has 2 exons.